Molecule: messenger RNA, 1422 nt
Organism: Abrus precatorius (Indian licorice)
Lineage: Eukaryota; Viridiplantae; Streptophyta; Magnoliopsida; Fabales; Fabaceae
Product: UDP-glycosyltransferase 86A1-like
Exons: 2
Coding region: 1-1422 (473 amino acids)
Molecular function (GO): UDP-glycosyltransferase activity
Source: RefSeq, a predicted model, not a curated record
AUGGCAAGGAACCAAAAUCCUCACGCCAUAAUCUUCCCAUAUCCACUGCAAGGUCACGUGAUCCCCGCAGUGAAUUUGGCCAUGAAGCUCGCAUCAAAAGGCCUCACAAUCACCUUCGUCAACACCCACUCCAUCCACCACCAAACCUCCAAAGCCAACACCAACGGUAACCCUAACCACCAUGACCUCUUCGCCGCCGUCAAGGACUCCGGCCUCGACAUACGCUACACGACGGUUUCCGACGGUCUUCCGGUGGAAUACGACAGGUCCCUCAACCACGACGAGUUUAUGGAAUCUUUGUUGCAUUUCAUGUCGGCUCAUGUAGAAGAGUUGGUUGCAAAGAUUGUGAAGAGUUCGGAUCCACCCGUGACUUGUUUGAUUGCUGAUACCUUCUUUGUUUGGGCAUCCACCAUAGCCGACAAGUUUGGGUUGCUUUGGGCGUCGUUUUGGACGGAGACUGCUUUGGUUUUCACUCUAUACUACCACAUGGAUCUUCUCAGAGACAACGGCCACUUCGACUCUAAUGAUGGCAGGAAAGACCCCAUUGACUACGUACCUGGAGUGGAAGCAAUUGAUCCAAAGGACACAGCAUCGUAUCUUCAAGAAGCAGAUACAUCCACAGUGUUGCACAAAAUAUUAUUCAAAAUGUUCCAUGAUGUAAAGAAUGCAGAUUCUGUGCUAUGCAAUACAGUGGAAGAGCUUGAGCCCAAUGUCAUAGCAGCAUUACAAGCCCACCAGCCAUUCUAUGCCAUUGGACCCCUCUUCCCAUUUCGUUUAGCCAAGGGCCCAGUAGCAACAAGCUUAUGGCCCGAGUCAGAUUGCACCCACUGGCUCCAGUCCAAGCCUCAUGGUUCAGUCUUGUAUGCUUCUUUUGGUAGCUAUGCCCAUGUCACUGAAAGGGAUCUUGUAGAAAUUGCAAAUGGGCUUUUGCUCAGCAAAGUGAGUUUUAUUUGGGUCCUUCGGCCCGAUAUUGUGAGCUCAGAAGAUGUUGACCCACUACCCAUUGGGUUUAGGGAAGGGGUUGGUGAUCGUGGGUUGAUAGUACCAUGGUGUUGUCAAACCCAGGUUUUGGCCCACCCUGCAAUUGGUGGGUUCUUGACUCACUGUGGGUGGAAUUCCAUCUUAGAAAGCCUUUGGUUUGAGGUUCCAUUGCUGUGUUUUCCUCUGUUGACCGACCAAUUCACCAAUCGAAAAAUAGUGGUAGAUGAUUGGAUGGUUGGGAUUAAUUUGACCGAUCAAAAGGUGAUCACAAAAGAGGAGGUCUCGAAGAAUGUCAACCGUUUGAUGGAUGGAAAAUUAGGAGACCAAUUGAAGGCUGCACUAAGGGAGGUUAAUCUGAAAUUAGAAGAUGCACUGAAGCCCAACGGAUCUUCUGAGAAAAAUAUAGAAUGCUUCGUCAAUGACCUUGUUGUAAGAAAAUAG